AUGAGCCCCCCCAUAGACCCCGUGGAAGACCCCGACCGGAUUCACCAGUUAGUGCAAAUGGUUGAGGAGUAUCAGCAGCAAGAUCAACAGGCCCAUGAAACCAUCAUCCAGGCCGGGGAGUUAGAUGAAGCCACGCCAUGGUUGAAUCGGACGGGGUGGGUUCGUACCCAGCGCCCCGAGGAGGAUGCCGAGGGACCAGAGCGUAUCGCAUUGGUCAUUUGGGAGGCCAUGGAGCGAUUGGCAUCGGUGAGCCAGGAGAUCGCCAAGGCGUGCGGGCAUUUAGUACGCAUUGAUGUGGUCCGUACGAUGAAGGACGAGAGUCCACAUAAGCCAUUAUUGGCAUAUUUAGAUGCCACCGCCAUUCAAAAGCAUGUGGCACCGUGGCAGCAGAUUAUGAUGUUUUUUGCACGAACCCAGCAGCAGUUAUGGGAUGCCGUGUGGCGCCAUGCCCAGGCCCAGGCCAGUUGUCCCGACCCCGAGGAUGAUGAGCCCGAGCCAUUCGAGAUUCGUCCCAUCGAGCAUGCAUUAUUAACGUUUUGCAUCGAUUUAUUACGCCAGAAGAUCCGCAACGAUGAAUAUGGAUGUGCCAUGAUUUGUGCCACCGCCGUGAUUGGAUGCGGGCAGUUUGGUUGGGCCACGCCCGAGAAUUUCCCCCCCCGGAUAUCCAGUUUGAUCAAGAUCGCGCGGUUUUUUAUUUUGCACAAAGCAUUGCGGUUAGACCCCCGGUCAUCGGAGAUCCGUCGUGGGUUCGCCGGGCAGCAGAACCCGCCAUGGUUUGAAGGUGAUAUGAUCGGCAUCGAUGAGGCAUAUGCCCACGAUGAUGAAGGAUAUGGCAGUGCCCCCCCAUCCCCGGUGGCCAUGCGUAGUUCCCCCCCCACCAGCGAUGACAUAUUAGGAGCAUUGACACAGGAGCAGCGCCAGCAUCCCGACCGAACGUUCCCCGAAUGGGUCACAUAUUUGGUGGAUUUAUUCAUGGUUCGUGGGACCAAUGGCCCCGUCCAGUGGUGGUUAGAUUUACGUACGUACGGACGGACGAUAUUUAUGAAUACCCCCAGCGAGGGUCAUAUCGGGUGGAAGUCCGGAGAUGAAUUGUUGUACAAACAGAUCCAUUUUACCAUGGGCCAUUUCCGCGGAUUUGUGCAUGGGUUGGUUGGCCGGUUACGGCAGCAGUUGGUCCACGAGUUGAUGUUUUGCACCGAUCACCCGCCCCCAGCCAUCCCGUGGGAUCAUUUGUACGAUGAUGCCACGCAGAGUGCCACCGGAUGGAGUUUUUUACAGGAUUUACGUACAUCGUGGCCGGUCCAGGGUCCGACGUGGUUCAUGGAGCGUAUCCGCCACGAGCCCCGAUUACAGCGUCAGUUUGUACAGUCCCACGGGGCCGGGUUCCGGAUGCCCGCCAUCGAUCGGUUUUUUCGAGUGGUGAGCCAGUUCCGUGAGCGGUUAAGCGUGGCCGUCCAUGUUUGUGCCGGUCAACCCAGCCGGGGUCCCGAGUUAAUGAGCAUCCGGCAUCGUAACAGUGAGCGAGAGCGCCGCAAUAUAUUCAUUGAGGAUGGCAUGGUCACAUUUGUCAGUCGAUACCAUAAGGGGUUCCAUGUGGCCAAUGAUACCAAGGUGAUUUUCCGAUAUUUACCCCGGGAGAUUGGUGAGUUGGUCAUAUGGUAUUUAUGGUUAGUAUUGCCAUUUGUGGAGCAGAUGCAGUCAUAUCAGCGGCAUAUACGGGGCGAAGCCGCCACCAUCGGUCGACGGGCCGAGUAUGUAUGGUCCCCGGAUCCCGAUCGGCAGACCGAGUGGAGUAGCGUCCGGUUACGGGAGGUAUUGAAGCGCGAGACCGCGAUUGGAUUGGAUGGGCAGAAGUUGGGAUUACAGGCAUACCGUGACAUCGCCAUCGCCAUCAGCCGGCGGUAUUUACGCCCCAGCAGUCAGUUCCAGGCCAACACCGAGGAGGAGGCCCCCGACAUUGACGACGAGACAUCCAUGGAUGAUGAUGGGAUCCGAGCAUUCAUUGCGGAUAUCCAGGCCGCGCAUUCCGCCAGCAUUGCCGGGACGCAAUAUGGCCGGAUGAUGAUGGAGAAUCCCAACACCACGGCCCGGCACCGCGAGUUAUUCCGCCAGGUGAGCCAGGAUUGGCAUUAUUUUUUAGGAUUCGAGUCCACCCGUAUCGAACAUGACCGCCGGGCCCCCGGCACCAAGCGUAAGCCCAACCCAUGGGAAGUCGAAACGGCCGAGGCCCGUACGCAGCGUCGAUAUGAUUUACACCAGACCAACAUAGACGAGGCAUUCCAGCACAUGAUGGGGAGCAACACCGUAGCAUUGCGGGGGCAACAGGGUCCCGUAUUACAAGCCAUCAAGCAUGGGGUAAGCCCCAUUGUGGCGGUCAUGCCCACCGGGGGAGGUAAGAGUGUGUUGUUUAUGUUGCCCGCGUGGGUGAGUGGCCGUGCCGGGUUAACCAUCGUGGUUGUUCCAUUGAUUGCAUUACGCGGUGACAUGGAAGCACGAUGCCAGCGAUUGGGGAUUUCAUGUGCGGUAUGGGACCCCCGACGGCCACCCGAUGGGGUAUCCAUCGUAUUGAUCACGCCCGAGAGCACCGACAGCGAUGCAUUUGCCGAUUUUGUGACCCGGCAGCGGAUGUUACAGCGAUUAGAUCGGAUUGUGGUGGACGAGUGCCAUAUGGUAUUAAGUCAACAGGAGCGAUUCCGGCCAUUAUUCCAGCAGUUGGGCAAGUUACGAACCGCAGCCACCCAGAUCGUGAUGUUGACCGCGACAUUGCCCCCCCCGCAGCGAGGAAUUAUUAUUCCAUCGGAUGCAUUGGGUCCGGGAUCAAGUGACGAUGGAUAUGACCAUCCGUUCCAGUGGGUGCAGAUGCGGAGUGUGAUCCAGUUCAUCCAGGACCGUGUUCGCCGAGCGUACCCCGGCCGGGUGAUCAUAUAUGCCACCGUCCGGGCCCAUGUCACCGCAUUGGCCGAGUUAUUAGGUUGUGCCGCAUACCAUAGCAAGCAGGUGGACAAGGAAGGGAUUUUGGCAUCAUUCCGCCACCAGGCCGGGGCGGUGAUCACGGCCACCAGUGCGUUAGGGAUGGGGAUUGAUAUCCCCGAUAUCCGCAGUGUGAUCCACGUUGGUCAGCCCCGGACCAUGUUAGAUUACGCGCAGGAAAGUGGGCGGGCCGGGCGUGAUGGACAGCCCAGCGAGGCGAUUAUCAUCCAGGCCGAGGGUCAGACGAUGGGGCGGGAAUGCCGUCCGUUUUGGAUGCACGAUGCGCCCCCGGACGACCAUGCCCAUGUUGUUGAGUAUAUGGAGGCGGCGGUGACGGGUUGCCGGCGAGUGAUAUUGGAUGGGUAUUUGGAUGGACCCAUCGAGGAAUACCAACGACAGCGAUGUGGUGAUCGGGUGGUCGAGUCCGCAUGUGAUGGAUGUAUGCCCAAUUGGGAAGACCAGGAGUCCCGGAUUGGAUCCGCGUCCCCCGUUAUCGCCGAUGACCCGAUGGUUGAUGUUGGGGCGGUUGAGCCGGUGAUGGCCGGCCCGACGGAGGAUAUUCCCAGCACCAUGGCCCGGGCCGUACCAAUCGCCAUCCAGCAUACAUUUCGGCAACAGGAUAUCCAACGGGCCGAAUUAUGCCAGCAGGCGGAUGGGAGGGCCGGUCAGCAAUAUGAGGAUGAAGAGUUUUUGAUCCGUGAGAUUGAGAAGUGGGUUGAUCGUUGUUGGACAUGCAGCCAAGGAGGCCGUGACGAUGGACAUGAGAUGUGGAAGUGUUGGUAUGGUGAAGGGGGCAGCGGCAAGAUUGCGCAGGCCAGUAAGGAUUGGAUGGUCAAGAUUCGACGGCAGAUUUCGUACGAUGGGUUCACGGCGCAUUUUUGGUGUGGGAUGCCGCAGUAUAUAUGUCCGCGGAGCGAUCGGCGAACGGAGCAUAGUCCGCAGACGGUCCAGGCAUGUGAUGGAUAUCGUACGGCAUUGAUUCCGACGAUUGCGAUGAUGGUGCAUGGGCCCCAUGCCAAUGCAGUAAUCCGAGAACGGUGGUUCCAGCGAUUGAGUGAGCAUGGGGUGGAUAAUAUCCGGGCGAACGAUACAGAGUUGAUUCGGUAUUUGGGACAGAUGGCGCGGAAUUGUGGACGAAAGCGAGCGCAGAUUACGGAAGAGUUUAUUUGGUUACGGAGAGCAUAUCAAGGAGUUGAGCGUGGUGGGUAG
Messenger RNA from Penicillium manginii, 4179 nucleotides. RefSeq lists its product as uncharacterized. Gene Ontology annotation, cellular component: cytoplasm; chromosome. Gene Ontology annotation, biological process: double-strand break repair via homologous recombination. Lineage: Eukaryota; Fungi; Ascomycota; Eurotiomycetes; Eurotiales; Aspergillaceae. The record is from RefSeq and is a predicted model, not a curated record. The transcript is spliced from 4 exons. Gene Ontology annotation, molecular function: nucleic acid binding; 3'-5' DNA helicase activity; ATP binding. Bases 1 to 4179 code for a protein of 1392 amino acids.